Phyllopteryx taeniolatus (common seadragon) is the source of this 1468-nucleotide messenger RNA. It is a transcript of the gene msraa, whose product is annotated as methionine sulfoxide reductase Aa. The record is from RefSeq and is a predicted model, not a curated record. The transcript is spliced from 6 exons. The coding region runs from base 562 to 1275 and encodes 237 amino acids. NCBI's taxonomy places the organism in Eukaryota, Metazoa, Chordata, Actinopteri, Syngnathiformes, Syngnathidae. Gene Ontology annotation, molecular function: peptide-methionine (S)-S-oxide reductase activity. Gene Ontology annotation, cellular component: cytoplasm. Gene Ontology annotation, biological process: cellular response to oxidative stress.
CUUAAAACAAUGCCCACAUUGCCCGCAGCAGAUAUAUGAAUGCUAUUUGAAGACGUCACUUAACCAUCUGAUUGCGCUUGUAGUUUGCAUCACACAAUUUGCUGCACCGCACACAAGUGCACGACCACAACUGCACUUGUCAUUUACGAAGCCGAACUCCAUUGGGGAUUUGAUCACUUCGCUGUCGUUUCGACAAUGCGGGCCGCAUAAAACCACUGAGUUGACUCUCGAAUGUCGUUAUAGUGCAGUUUGAAUAAUUCGGCCUGUAAAUGAGGUCGUUUCAACGUUUCGAUAGCAAGUUAAGUGUCAAAACUAGCGUAAUCUUCUAUGUAUGAUGUCAUUUGGAUUGCGGCAAAAUCAGCACAGUGGUCAACAACAAUUCCCCGUGAAAAGGCAUUUUAUAUUAUUGUCAUCGGUUUACGACGAUUUCCCGUAUCAUGUCGCGUGUGUGUGUGUUGCUGCUGAAAGUUAAGUAACGUGUUGUUACAAAACGUUAGCCGGUAGGUGGGUGUUACGUAGCUAAAGGAACCAAGCUAGCCGGGUUGUGUUGGCUGGUGUUCAAUGGUCUCCUCUUCCGCCUCCAGACUCAGUCUUAUUUGGCGACACUUUGUCAACAGUCGGAUGGGAGACAUGGCCUUCAAGCCUCUGAUGCCAAGCCCGGAAAAAGCGCUGCCGGGCCGGACUGAAGCCAUCCAAGUGGCCGCAAAACACGACGUGAACGGCAACAGAACCACGCCGCCGUUCCCAGAAGACACGCAGAUGGUCGUUUUCGGGAUGGGCUGCUUCUGGGGGGCGGAGAGGAAGUUUUGGCGUCUGAAAGGCGUUUAUUCCACUCAGGUUGGCUACGCCGGAGGGUACACGCCCAACCCCACCUACCAGGAAGUGUGCUCAGGCAUGACGGGCCACGCCGAGGUGGUCCGGGUGGUUUUCCAUCCAAACCAGGUUUCCUUGGCCAAUCUGCUCAAGAUCUUUUGGGAAAGCCACGACCCAACGCAAGGUAUGCGUCAGGGCAACGACGUGGGUACGCCGUACCGCUCGGCUAUCUACGCCUGCGCCCAGCAGCAGCUCGAGGAGGCGCUCGCGUCCCGAGAUCACUACCAAAAGGUUCUGAAGGAAGAAGGUUUCGGAAGCAUCACAACAGAGAUUGCGGAAAGCAAACCCUUCUACUACGCAGAAGACUACCACCAGCAGUACCUGAGCAAGAACCCAGGCGGCUACUGCGGCCUGGGCGGGACUGGAGUCUCCUGUCCAAUAGGAAUCAAGGAGAAGGCCUAGACGCCCAAUCGCAGCUCAGGAUCAUCACACUUUCCAAAACGAUUAACUCAGGUUUUUAUGUUGCAUUUUAUGGGGAACAACACAAUCUACUCGGAUUGGAGCUGAUGUAGAUCGCACCUUCACAAAUGAAUACUUUUGAGCAUGUUGUACAACUAUGCACAUCCGGAAAAUUAAAUAAAAUAUGCAUCAUUGA